AUGGCUCUUCACUGUAAUUCUUUGGCUCAAAUACCAAUUCAGAAAUAUGAUCAUUCGUUUGUGAAAUAUUCAAACAAUUUGUUGAUGUCCAAACGAUGCUAUGCUCCAAAGAAAAAAUCAUCAGUUGGUCAAGUAGUGUUUAAAAUCACAGCAUCCAUCAAGAACAAGGUUUAUGAAGAUGAAUCUCAAGGCAUAGUUUGUUACCAAGAUGAGAGUGGAGAAAUAAUUUGUGAAGGGUGUGAUGAAGGGCCUUCUUAUAGACAAAUUUCAAGACCAAUCCAACAAACAAGGGAUAUUGAAAUUGUGAAUCUACUAAAAAAAAGUUGGUUUCAAAUUGCUAAAGGGGAAGAAGAAAUUGAUGAUGCAGUUGAAGGAUUUAAUUUGAAUUUCAAUAAAAGAGUCUAA
Molecule: messenger RNA, 405 nt
Organism: Lathyrus sativus (Indian pea)
Lineage: Eukaryota; Viridiplantae; Streptophyta; Magnoliopsida; Fabales; Fabaceae
Source: the annotation of a GenBank genome assembly